Plasmopara halstedii is the source of this 3300-nucleotide messenger RNA. RefSeq lists its product as uncharacterized. The record is from RefSeq and is a predicted model, not a curated record. Bases 1 to 3300 code for a protein of 1099 amino acids. NCBI's taxonomy places the organism in Eukaryota, Oomycota, Peronosporomycetes, Peronosporales, Peronosporaceae. The transcript has 5 exons.
AUGGACGCGGACGACGAGCCAGCCAUGGCGUAUUUCCUGCCUGAUGGCAUAGCGGACGACUCACCCCCGAAGCAAAUCCACACGAAGUCAAGCUUUGGACCCAUUGGAGGCCGCAGCCCCGCUGCUUCCUCUAACCGAUCGUCAGCUGCGUCAUCGUUAAGCGCAUCGGAUGCUCUCCAAUCAUCUAAAGCCUCAAGCUCGAGGAACGACGUGGACUUUAGUAGCCUUAACGAUCAGCCUUAUCCGACGCUUCAGUUGUCGCAUUUUGGCUCGGAUAGUGGCCCUUCGUCCUCUUCUAGACUCUCGAAUGCUCUUUUAUCAGAUCUAGGAGGAACAAUCCAUACACCACGAGCUCUUCGGGGCUUAGAAACUUCCGUGAGAUCUGCGCCGAAUUCUGGUACAUCAUCGGAACCUUUUAGUUCUGAAUUGAAUGACUCAACUGCUGUUGGAAGAGCUGGAGCUAUUCGAUCUCCUACAUCCAUAUUUGGUCGAAAACUGGAGGUGGCUACAAACUUGUCGAUGGAGGGGGAUCAUGGAGCGUCGAGACUUUAUGAAUGUCCAAAACCCCAACAUCUGUAUCAGGGGCGAGGAACGUCGACGUAUAUAGCUUCCAGGGAAUCAACGCGGUCAUUUGUAUCUUCUUCAAUGCAAACAUGGCCAUCAUUGGGUGUGGCUCCGCCACGUCGAAUUCUGCAGCGUCCACCAGGACUGAGCCCCCCUGGACUGCAUAAUUCCAACUUAACGGAAGGCAAAAUAUCGCAAAAAAGUAUAAAAAGCCAAGAUAUGACGCAAAAUCAUGUUUCGGGCCCCCAGCUUGAAUCUUUUCAGCGAUUUUCAGCAUCCCCGAAGUCCGGUGGAAGUGAUCUAUCUUCUUCUGGUAGAACAUAUUCGCAAGAUAACGAUGUUCAAUAUGAUUCAAGUCUUUUUUCUAGAAUGAGGCUCUCGAUGGGAGUGAUUCGUGAUGACCUGGAACGUAAACGGGCCGACAAGCAAGGUAUAUCAAAUUCGGAUCUGUCUGAGCUCAACACGCGGUCGAACAAUGCUACUAUGUAUUCUCGAAAGCUCGUCGAUCUGGCGUCAACACUGGAGAACCAAAUGCCGAUGACUUCAAGUAAAACGAAUGGGAAAUCGACCUUAGCAACGCGUCGCAUUCUUACAAAAGCUCGAGAAGAUAUAUUGGCGAUCGAAAGCCGCUCGGAUUUGCGAGCAAAAGCUUUAGAAUUUACAAUGGAUGCAAACAGAUCGUUUUCUACUUCACAUAAGGCUCCCAUGAUGGCUCGACAAACGACUUUCCCUGUUACCCGCGACUCAUCCUCAGUGUAUGAAAGCAAGUUUAACAUUGAUCAAUCGAAGAGAAUGUGGAGUGACGUUGGUUCAUCAACUUUGAACGCUGGUGGCAACGGUAAAAAAGGUCUUUUGGACCAAAGUGAACAUACUACCUCGAUGAUGACUGCUCCGCCAGGAUUUGACAAACGAGGAAAGAUCAAUAUGCGAGAGCACUGGACGGAAAACCAUGAUGAUGUCAAGCUCCAAACUCGCAGUGGUCUUGUAGGAAGUUUUUCUAAAGCGAACGAAAAGCCAACUUUUCGCCGCCAGGUUUACCGCGAGAAGCAAACAAAGGAAUCUGCGCACGAAAAAAUGCUGCCUAAAGAUGUUUCUGUACUUGCUGCGUCCCCACGUUUUGCACAAAGUUCGUCACAGAAUAACAAAUGGAGCAAUGAAAGUCAAAUGUCCAGCACAUCCCGAAAAAAACGCUCUCAGAACCUUCUGAAUAAUGCGAAAAACAACUCUCUCUCUCAACCGAUCGAAGCUGGCUUGGCAACUUCAAAUCUUGAAAAUGAUAAUGUUGCUGAAGCGAUUCACGUGCACCCGAAAUGGUGUAGUACAAAUGACACUUCUGUGACAAACAACGGUGCUGCAAGCUCCUCUUCAGAGGAGGACACGGAAAGAUUUUCGGCUCAUGCAGAAUCUUUGCUUGAUCCAAGUAAUGAAAUGAAUCACAAACCACUACCGUCUAGUGAUUUACUAAAAGACAAGCAAAUCUCAGUGGAUUCUUCCACUGAGAUGUUUCGAGAGGCUAAUAAGAAAGCUUCGUUGUCCAAUGAUGUUUUGUCCCAUAGUGAUCGCUCCGUGUUGGACGCUGAACAAGCAAAUUUAGCUGUUGACGAGGAAUCUGCGUCCUCAGUAAAACCUCUGAUCGUGUCCGAAAGCAGACGAGUUGCGUUAAAUAAUGAGGCGAAUAGUCUUGAUCUAAACCAACACUCCCGAACGGAAAGUUUUGACAAAAAACAUGACCCGAAGGAGAACCGCAAAGAUAAGCCAAAAAAAGAAAAGGCCGAAAAGAAAAAAAUGAGUCGGAAGAAAGAAAAGCGUGGAUUGACGAGUAAUUCAAAGAUUUCCGAUGCUGCUCAUGGUUCGGAAGCUCGAGAUGAUCUUUACGUUCCAUUUACCUUGGUAGUUGGUAGGGUAUUGCUCGAUCUAGGAUCAGCGGUAGCUUCUGCUGGACAGGUAGCUUUAAGUGGCAUGUGGCGAAGUUAUUGGCCUAUUGGACGGCUGUCGCUCACUGGUAUAUUUGCUGCCAUGUUUUCUUGCGUGUGGUCAAUGCUGUUGUCAAGCUGUCGAAGAAUUAUGUCAGGAUCACUCCAUGGUAUUUCGCUCUUUUUUCGAGUACAUCGAGUUGCUUUCCGCGCGAUCUUGACGCAUCGCCACAUCGGAUUCUGCUUCUCAUUUCUCUACGGAUUUCCCAUUCUUGUCCAGUAUGUACUUCCAUGGGCACCUCCUUGGGCGCCAGUGUGCCUUUGGUAUGCCUUUUUGGUCCAACUUUUUUGCACAAAUGGGUCCACGGCCAUGGUUACAACCUUUCGAGUGAUUUUGCCCCUCGUCUUCUUGGUCGAGGGCAUCUCGCAUCACAGUUUCCUUUUGGACUUGAAUGGGGCGGAGCUUUUGUUGACCUCUUUCAUCAUUUCGGCGCUGAAGAUUAAUAAUUUAUGCAGUCCAAUUUUCUUUUUGUCACUAGCGAUGCAGUGUUUACUCGCUGUAUUCUUUGGGUCAGAGCUUCUUGUCCAGUGGUUUCAGCUGACCCUGGCGCUCUACUCUCUGUACGCUCUGGCUGCGACGGAUGAUGGAUGGUUUGGAAUGGGUGACGAAGAAGAUGAGCUCUCCUGCAAUCCCAUGAACUUGCAUCAUUCUAUUGCCGAUUAUAAUCGCCAUCAGGCGCCGCCAAGUGCUGCUUCAAUCCAGAAAACAAAACGCCUAGGUCGUCGGGCGCUCGCCUAUAUUCGUGGACGAAAAUUUCGCUAG